UUUCAUGUAUCAGUCGGAACACAAGUUGUAUGCAGAACGUGUUCCAUGACGAGCACAUUCAAAUGUUACACAUAGUCUGUUACUGAGCGGGUGCGUUCGAAAUUGUAUUAAUAAUUGUAACACACUAUCUCUUAUCUAUUCGAAUUAAUAUGUCGUAAAAUAUGGCGUAUCCACAACAAUAACAGGAACUAAGGUGCAGACGUGGGUAAAAUCCACACUAGUAUCUCACCAUUCGCGGCGUGUUCAUGCUAUAUUGGAGCAUUUUACAGCAAUGGAAUUGUCCAAAGAGUCUCCAAAUUGGAUUCUUCAACAUCCGGUGUAUCACCUGAUGAAGAACCUCAAUGUGGAAGACAGUGCACAAGUGCAUGCUGCUUUUCUUGUUUACAUGGACCUCACUGAGGUGCGUAACUGGAAGGAAGUAUCCUGCGUUAAAAAUGACGAACUUCAGCUUGUUUUGUUAGAGGGAAAAGAGAAGGAAGGCUCCCCUAUGCAGACAGUUCUUCCACUUCCUGUGCAUCAGUCUGUAAGCCACAGAAGUAUCCGACACGUACUGGACAGAGGCUUUCCGAUGCUUCUAUGUGCUGUAGCUUCAGACUCCACGCUGGUCUACCAGAGGUUAACCGAUGGCUUGGUGACGCCCGACCCGCCUGUAGGUCCCUUCCAGGAUGUUGGACGUCGGCAGCACAGGAAGAGACGACAGCAGCAUUGAGCAUUUGGUGGGAAACUAGUGAUCAUUUUUGUUUGGACUGAAUUACUGGAAUAAUUGGGCCCUAGGUGUACAAAAUGAACAAGAUAGAUAGUUUUAGCCCUCGGGUCAUCUCUGGCAAGACUGCGGUGAUGGGAACAAGCACCAGGUCUUGGGUGUUUCAGGUGCUUGAUAAACUUUGAUGUGUUGAAGCUCAAUGUUGUUUUUUUCCCUCCAUUACGGAACAUUUGGAAAGUGUCCAUCCAUCCAUUUUUCUCCGCUUAUCCGGGUCCAGGUCGCGGGGGCAGCAGUCUUAGUAGGGAAGCCCAGACUUCCCGGCCCCCGGCCACCUCCUCGAGCUCCACCGGGAGGACACCAAGGCGUUCCCAGGCCAGCUGUGAGACAUAUUCCCUCCAAUGUGUCCUAGGUCUGCCCCGCGGCCUUUUCCUGGCUGGGCAUGCCCGGAACACCUCACCAGGGAGGCGUCCGGGAGGCAUCCGGACUAGAUGCCUGAGCCACCUCAACUGACUCCUCUCGAUGUGAAGGAGAAGCGACUCUACUCUGAGCCCCUCCCGGAUGGCUGAGCUCCUCACCCUAAGUGUCUUCCUUCUGAAACAGGGGAGAAGUUCCACACAAUUGAUGCCAUGUUUGUUUACAAGUGAGCUACAAGCAGGCAGUUUUGACAGGCUGUUCACAGAAGAGGAGCGCUUGCACAGUACGUAAUAGUAAUCUCGCCUCAUUGAAACGUUUAUUUUGGGGUUUUCUAACCUGUCCUGUAGUAUAUUAUUAUAGUAUAUAUUGACAUAAAUCGAGUUUUAGUGGAAGUUAUGCCCGAAUUGACGUCUCACACUGUGCACAGAACACACAGACAUUUAAAAUACUAGUAAUAUAAGGAUUGGCGGCACGGUGGUCGAGUGGUUAGCGCACAGACCUCACAGCUAGGAGAGCAAGGGUUCAAUUCCACCCUCGGCCAUCUCUGUGUGGAGUUUGCAAGUUCUCCCCCGUGCAUGCGUGGGUUUUCUCCGGGUACUCCGGUUUCCUCCCACAUUCCAAAAACAUGCUAGGUUAAUUGUUGACUCCAAAUUGUCCAUAGGUAUGAAUGUGAGUGUGAAUGGUUGUUUGUCUAUAUGCCCCCUGUGAUUGGCUGGCCACCAGUCCAGGGUGUAGCGGUAGAAAAUGAAUGAACAUUUGAGUGUUAAGUUGCUGUGUGAUGACUUUAGUGUUCUAUAUAAAAAGUCAGACCGUUAUUGAGUAAUGACCUCCUUCAAAUAUACAUCAGAAUUUAUAGUUAAAUGACUAUAUCAUCAAACGAUGUGCGACCCUCGUGAGGAUAAGCGGUAGAAAAUGAAUGAAUGACUGAAUAAUAAAAGGAUUAGUGGUUUCCUUACAGGUCUUUCGACCUUCUUAAAAUAUUGUCCCAGGAUAAUUUGGAAGAAUAAUGUCCUCUUCUCCUACCAGAUCUUCAGCAUUCAUUCAUCUUUAUCCUCAAUGAUGGUCACGACAGUCGAGACACACAUUGGACUUUGAGAUAAGUUUCCAAAAACACUUUUAUUUUUCUAGAAAAACAAAGGAUCAACAUAGAAAUAACACAGCGACAUUGGUGAGUGAAAUACAGACCAAUAUUUGACUUCACCCAAACAGGGUUCAUCAGGACACGAUAUUAGAAGCGGGCGAGGGCGUCAGCAGCAAGCCGACCGUGUGAGUGUGUGUGUUUUUGUGUUAUGAUGAAAGAAAGGACUUUUGAGUAUAUAACGACAACACUUCAACCCUGAGCCUUGUUUAACAAAUACUGUAUAUUAUAAAGGAAUGUGGACAAACAGACAAGACGGACACGUUUUUGGCCCAGAAAUUGUAGAAACAAGAUUUCGUACUGUUUCCUGGAAUGCAGAAGGCAGAUCAACAAAGUGGGCCUCAUGAAUGAAACAUUUGGAUGCGGGUUUGCUCCUGAAUUGUACGCACAAGUAAUUCAAUUGUUCAUUGUUCCUACUGAUAUAUAUUUAAAAGUCUCAGUAGGAUGCAAUUAAAUGUUAGUCUUCUUUAUUAAAAGAUGACUCAAGGCAAAUUAAUAGAAUUAGCUCAGUUUCUUUCUGCUCUUUUUUUCCUUAGCGGUCACUCUGAAAGUGGAAAAAUAAGCAAACAUCCAUGCAUGAAACCCAUUUUUUCUGACUGACUUGCUUCUGAGAUUUGGAUGUAAACAGCAAGGUACUGCAAAUACUGUCUUUCAGGAGUUGUCCAAGCAGGGGAAACAUUCCUCUUGAUCCCCCAAAUCCCUGACAUCCUAUAAUGGCUUUUCAAGAAAGUCAACCAUCUUUUGAUUUCGGUCAUUACAUUAGACAAGAAGGAGCUUCGUCUUGAGCAGGAGGCCAAGAUGGUUGCUUGAUAAAGUUGUGUCCUUCUGCCAUUCAGGCAGGUUAUAACGUCCCAUCCUCUCAAGGUUGACGGCUGACGGAUGCUUGACCAUGAUGCUAUGUCAUGUCUUCCUCCUCUGAGCAGUAGUCCCUGCCCUGCAAGAGGUACAAAUUCAUUCAUUUAUUUCUACUCCUUAUCCUCAUGAGGGUCGCGGGGGGUGAUGGAGCCUAUCCCAGCUGUCUUGGGGCGAGAGGCGGGGUCCACUCUGGACUGGUGGCCAGCCAAUCCCCGGGCACAUAAACCACUCACAU
This is a messenger RNA of Doryrhamphus excisus (bluestripe pipefish), 3345 nucleotides long. It is a transcript of the gene tsen15, whose product is annotated as TSEN15 tRNA splicing endonuclease subunit. NCBI's taxonomy places the organism in Eukaryota, Metazoa, Chordata, Actinopteri, Syngnathiformes, Syngnathidae. Gene Ontology annotation, molecular function: nucleic acid binding. The record is from RefSeq and is a predicted model, not a curated record. Gene Ontology annotation, biological process: tRNA splicing, via endonucleolytic cleavage and ligation.